ACAACAGAAAUUUCCUUAAAAUUCGGCGCACACAAUAGAAAAAAAUAAAAAAAGUCACACAAAACGAAUACAAAACUUCUAAAAAUAAUUAUAAAAAGAAUUGAAAAUAACAAAAAAAAACACCCGAAAGAACAACCAAAAUGGAUGCAGCCAACAAAUCUAUUGAACUUCAAGCCCAGGUACGACAAAACGCCGAAGUGGUAAACAAUGCACUCAAUGAUUUGUACAAUUGGGAAAAAGAAAUCAAGGAUAAGGAACGGGAAAUACAAACACAGCCGGAAAGCAAUACAAAAGAUGUCAAUUUGACUUUGCCGGUACGUAGUCACAUUAAGGAACUGGAUUUGAAAAAAUCCAACUCAACUACACCCUCCAGUACUGUGAGUAAUGGUGUGACGUCCAAGUAUGAUGCUUUGCUGUCACCUUCGAGCGAAAAACAUGAUACACCUUACGAUCCUGUGGAAUUAAAACACAAAGAAGCCAAUGAAAUCAAAGAUUUAGGCAAUAAGCAUGUCAAAAUGGCUGAAUAUCCCAUGGCCAUAGAGGCCUACACUAAGGCCAUACAAAUGUAUCCCGACGAUGCGGUCUAUUAUAGCAAUCGAGCUUUGUGUUAUUUAAAAUUAGAAAAAUAUGAUGAAUGUAUCGAGGAUUGUGAACGUGCCAUUGACAUUGAUCGUUUGGCGGUGAAAGCCUAUUAUCGGCGUAUGAUGGCCAAUGAAUCGUUGGGCAAUAAUAUGGACGCCCUCAAAGAUUGUACAACAGUAUUAAUGAUUGAACCGAAAAAUACAGAAGCUAGUCGCAGUCUUGAGCGUAUCAAUGAACGCUUGCGUAAAAAUGUCAAAUCCGCAAGUGGUCCAAACUUUAGUCCUCUACGUACAAAUUUGGUGGAUAUUUUACCCAUCGACAAGCCAGCCUACAAACGUUCAACAAAACCUCUAAGUCGCAUAGCUAUUGCAGAUGUAGUUGGUCCUAAGGAUAGUAAAAAUUAUGAAAAUUUAACAAUUUCAGACGAAGACAUCGAUAAAUUGUUCAAUAGUAAUUGUGGUCAUUUUGAGGAAAUAAAGCCAUCCACUAAUAAGGAAAGCAAUAUGAAAUUGGCUGCUACUAAUGUACCUAAACCUUCCAAAAUGGAGGAAAAGAAAAAGGAAACUUUGCCGGCCAUUAAUAAACAAGAAGAUUCUAAUAAAAUUACAGCAAAUGAAUUUAGUAGUAAAAGCGAGCGUCCUCUGCCACCUGCCCCCAUUUCAACGGCUCAAUUUUAUUCCAACUGGAAAGAAUUGACAGCUCAACAAAAGUAUCAAUAUUUAAAGAGUAUUCCCCUUGAACAAUUAUGCAAAAUAUUGGGCGCUGGCUUUGACUCGGAUACUUUAACUGACGUCAUACGCACUUUGCAUGAUUUCUAUUUGCUGCAAAAAGAUGCCAACACUUCUGCCACAUUAUUGGAAGUUAGUAAAAAUAAACAGGUGUCCAUAUUGUCCCUGCUAAUGUCCAAUGAGGAACGUAAAGCAUUAACGGAAAUUGUCAAUUCCUUAAAGGAAAUCAACUCCAUAGAUACUACCUCAGCUGAACAAAUUAUGAAGAAUUUCAAUUUAAAUUAAUAUUUACUCAAUUAUGUAUGUACUUGUUUAGUUCUACUAUAUGUUUUUUUUUAUUCUGUUUUAUUUACAAAAUUAAUUUUGAGUUCAUUUAAUGAGCUGGGUUUUAAUAAGAAAAUAUAAAGAAACUAAUAAAGGAAGUGCAAAUUUAUUGUUCCAAAUAA
Messenger RNA from Calliphora vicina (urban bluebottle blowfly), 1756 nucleotides. It is a transcript of the gene spag, whose product is annotated as spaghetti. Gene Ontology annotation, cellular component: protein folding chaperone complex. Gene Ontology annotation, molecular function: protein binding. The record is from RefSeq and is a predicted model, not a curated record. The coding region runs from base 141 to 1595 and encodes 484 amino acids. Lineage: Eukaryota; Metazoa; Arthropoda; Insecta; Diptera; Calliphoridae. The transcript is spliced from 7 exons.